AUGUCUGUUGCUGCUGCUGUGCAGCUGUUGGGGCCGCAGCGGCUGACUGCAGCACUUGCUGCUGCUGCUGCUGCUGCUGCUGCAUGCAGCUGCUGCUUCAGCAAGACAGACUCUUUGCUUGAAAAGGAGAGAACAGAAUCUUUUCUUUCUUCUCUAAGAAGCAUAAGAGGCUACCUCAAGCUCUGCAAAGUGCUGCAGCAGCAGCAGCAGCAGCAGCAGCGGGCGAUAGAUGCAGGGGCUGCUUCGGCCUUCGCUACCAGCAGCAGCAGCAGCAGCAGCAGCAGCAGGGAAGCAAGUGUUGCUGGGGACGUGUUGAUUAGCUGCUCUUUGGACUUGGAAUCUGCUGCUGCUUCUCUGUGCCGCAUUUGCCGCCUGCGAGCACCAAGCAGCAGCAGCAGCAGCAGCAGCAGCAGCAGCAGCAGCAGUGCUGCUGCUGCAGUGUUUUUGGCCCCUCACCACGGGGCAACUGAAGCAGCUUUGGAAGCAGAGCUUUUAAUUAAGCGGCUGUACCCCCCAGCGGAAAGAGACACUGCAGCAGCAGCAGCAGCAGCAGCAGCAGCAGCAGCAGCAGCAGCAGUAGAGGGGGGGCCUGGAGCGGCAGCAGCAGCAGCGGCGGCAGCAGCGGAACUUGCUGCUGUGCUGCCUCCCCCCUUCGAGCUUGCUGCUGCUGCGCAUUCGCCUGCUGCUGCUGCUGCGGCUGCAGACACUGUGAGGGCCCUCUCCUGCUGCUUGCUGCCGCUGCAGCGGGGAGAGCUGCUGCUGCUGCUGCUGCAGGCAGCAAAGCAAAAGGGCCUUCAGAGGGCCCCCAGGGGGGCCCCCUGGCUGCUGCUGCUCCGGCAGUGUGAGUGUCUCCUUGCUGCUGCCCUGCUGCUGUCUUCGAUUGUCAGCAGCAGCAAAAAGGGCAAAAUGGCAUUUUUGAAAAAUAGAGAUUUUAAGAAUUUAAACAAAGUCCAGAAACAGCAGCAGCAAACCCAAGACCUCUCUUACUUAGAUCAGGCGCUGACGCUGCUCAUCGAGCUUCAGCAGCAGCAGCAGCGGCAGCAGGAACUUAACCAGCAGCAGCAGCAGCAGCAACCGCAGCAGCAGCAGGAGCUCCCCCCGCAGCAGCAGCAACAGCAGCAGGAGCAGCCUCCCUGCAGCUGCCUGUACUGCUGCCCGGAAGAAGACCUGCACACUGCUGCAGCAGCAGCAGCAGCAGCAGGGCCCCUCCCCUCAGCAGCAGCAGCAGCAGCAGCAGCAGAGAGUCUUGACUGCUUCUUCGCGCUGCUGUUCUGCUGCAUGAGCUUUUGUGCUGAGGGUCUGGGGGCCCUCGGGGGCCCCCCAUCUGUCUCUGUUCAUUUGCCUUAUAUUAUUAUUGGAUUGGUGGAAGCAGCAGGCAGCAGCAGCAGCAGCAGCAGCGCAGCAGCAGCAGCAGCAGCAAGGAGGGCGCUGCAUGCGCUUCACGACGCAGCUGGCCGCUGCAUGCACAAGAAGGCAAUUGAUGAAGAGGCAAAAGAAGGUUUUGAUUCUGCUGCUAAUGAAGCUGCUGCUGCUGCUGCUGCUGCUGGGGCUGCAUGCAAAGAGUGCAGAGCUGUGCGAGCGGCAGAAGCAGCAGCAGCAGCAGCAGCAGCGCCAGCAGCAGCAGCAGCAGGCGAGUGCACAGACGGAGCGCGGUGUCUGCUGCAGACCGAGGGGGCUUUGCUGCUGGACGAAUUGGCUUGCCGCAUGCAGCAGCUGCAGCAGCAGCAGCAGCAGGCGCUGCUGUUACUGCAGCAACAGCAGCAGGAGCAGCAAAUGCUGCUGCUGUUGCAGCAAGAACCUCGAGUUGUCUCUUUGCUCUCUGCUGUUAUUGCGUUGGCUCCUCCCUCCCUCAUGGGGUCUGUCGGUUCGCUGCUGCAGCUGCUGCUGCAGCAGCAGCAGCUGCUGCAGCACCAGUUGCAGCAGCACCUGCUGCAGCGUCGCUGGCACAACCAGCAGCAGCAGCUGCAGCAGCAGCAGCUGCAGCAGCAGCAGAUGCAGCAGGAAGUGCCCGUCUGGCUGCUGCGGCUUUUUGCUGCUUUCUCUUAUUCCAUUUCUGCUGCUGUUGCUGCUAGCCGCCGUUGCGCACUGCAGCAAAACGGGGCGAAGCAAUUCGUCUGCUUUGACUGCUGCUGCUGCCGCUGCUGCUGCUGCUGCUGCUGCUUUGCCAGCAGCAGCAGCAGCAAUUCUUUUCAGCAGCAGCGGCGCUUCUUAAAGUCCUCACUUAUGCGGCAAAGGGUCUCCCGCCAAGGGCUCUGGGCCAGCAAGAGCAGCAGCAGCAGCAGCAGCAGCAGCAGAGCAGCAGCAGCAGCAGCAGACGAUGACCCUGAGGUAGUGAGUUUGCUGCGGGCAGCUGCACUGCUGGGGAUGAACGAAGAUGCAGAUGAAGAAGAUCUUUUCAGCAGCAGCAGCAGCAGCACACGCAGCAGCAGCAGCAGCAGCGAUUUAGGAUUUGCUGCCGCAGAGGGGUCUGGCGGUGAUGUGGCCGCAGCAGCAGCAGCAGCAACAGCAGCAGCAGCAGCAGCAGCAACAGCAAUAGAUUUCCGGUCUUUGCGUCAUUCUGCUGCUACUCUUCUGUGUCUGAUUUGGCCUUCUCUUGUUCCUUCUUUUUAUCCUUCGGCUCCUCUCCAUGUCUUCAUGCCAGCUCUCGGCAUCCUGCAGCUAUUGGCAGCCAGCGCUGCAAGCUUCAUAAAAGACAGAUUUGCCAGAGACGUCGCCCCCCAUUUGCCCGCCCGGCUUUUUCUUUCCGCGGGAGGCGGCAGCCACAGAUCUGAUGCCAACAAGUAG
This is a messenger RNA of Eimeria tenella, 2784 nucleotides long. RefSeq lists its product as uncharacterized. The transcript is spliced from 4 exons. The coding region runs from base 1 to 2784 and encodes 927 amino acids. Gene Ontology annotation, cellular component: nucleolus; nucleoplasm. Lineage: Eukaryota; Apicomplexa; Conoidasida; Eucoccidiorida; Eimeriidae. The record is from RefSeq and is a predicted model, not a curated record.